UCAGAGGGAGGACCCGAGCUGGAAGCAGUCACAUGGGCACAGUUAGAGUUAAGUGUCACUUCUGUGCUGCAGAAGAAGGACGAUGGAGGGUCUGAGGGGUCUGCUGGUUCUGGUUCUGGUGCUGCUCUCUGUGCCGCGUUCAGACUGUGUGAGGUGUUUCACACGCUUCGACCUGAACACAGGUGAGUGUAAUGAGGAGAUCGGUGAGGUGGACGAAGACGACUGCUGUCAGAACCCAAACUAUGGUUACAUGGAAACAGACGGACAGUGUGAGUCCUGUGGUCUCCUCAAGUGGUCUUCUUGGUCGUCAUGGUCACUGUGCAACGUGCUGUGUGGGCAGGGAGUGAGGCAGAGAAGCAGGAAGUGUUUCGGUAUCGACCAGUCAGAGUGCGAGAAUGCUCCACUUUCUGAAAAACUGCAGACUGAACCCUGCAAUGGCGUCUGCUGCGACGAUAAGGGGUGGAGCUCGUGGCUCGGCUGGUCUCCAUGCUCAGUCACCUGUGGAGGCGUCGGAGUCAGGAAGCGAAAGCGAGAAUGCUCCAGUCCUCCUCAGUGUCGCAUGGCUUGCAGCGGUCCUUCAGAGGAAACAGAGAGAUGUGCAGCUGAAAACACCUGUCCAGUCCACGGUGGUUGGUCCAGCUGGUUUAGCUGGUCUCAUUGUUCUGCUACGUGCAUCGCUAAAUCAGAUGGCGAUGUCAUCGUUCCCUCCAGGGUGCGACAUCGCGCCUGCUCUAACCCCAUGCCGUCAGACAACACAUCGCCACCUGGCAACAGUUGCCCUGGAGACGCCUUACAGGUGCAGCACUGUAGCGAGCUUCCCAACUGUGCAGAGGACGGCAGCUGGGGCGCGUGGUCUCCAUUCAGGCCAUGCUCAGUCUCCUGUGGGGAGGGGCUGCAGCUGUCAGAAAGGAAAUGUGAUAGCCCCGCCCCUCGAUAUGGAGGCAAAGUCUGCGAAGGGCCGAGCACUCAGAGCAAGAUUUGUGAGAGUCCAUGUCCAGUUGACGGGUUCUGGUCUGGUUGGUCGAGUUGGGGCGAGUGUUCAGGUUCCUGCAUCCCACAAGGCAGAGCCAUUAGAAGGACUCGCCAGCGCGCCUGUUCUAACCCCGCCCCUUCAUCCAACCCACCUGGUCAAAAUUGUCAAGGUGACAGGCACCAGACAGAGAGCUGCAACCACCUGCCCUUCUGCCCAGUGAAUGGAAGUUGGGGGUCAUGGUCGCCCUUCAGUUCCUGUCCUGUUACCUGCGGGCUGGGACUUCAGGUAUCAGCCAGGAGAUGUGACAGCCCCUCCCCUCAACAUGGUGGUAGCCCAUGUCUGGGAGAAGCACGUCAAACAAAGAUCUGCUCAACCAGACGCCACUGUCCAGUGGACGGCGUGUGGUCCGAGUGGUCCGAGUGGAGUGACUGUAAGUACCCGGGCGGGCGAGACAUCCGCUGUAGGAAGACUUACGGCAGCCAUUCACGAGUGCGCGAGUGUCUCCAUCGGGCUCAUAACGGGUCCCUCUGCGAAGGUGAAAACCUGACUGAGAGACGAGUGUGCUACCACAUCAAAGGCUGCAACAUGAACGGCCGCUGGGAGGCCUGGACACCGUGGAGUCUCUGUGAUCCACCCUGUGGCGAAAACUCGGUCCGGUCCAGGAAGAGAAUCUGCAAACCUGAUUACACCGGCUACAACCUUUUCCCUCCUCGUUCGUCGGAGAAAGCUUCAUUUUAUGGGACACCAAAUGUCAACUGCGGCCCGUUGCCCGACGGCGAGCAGCAGGACCAGAGCGAGUCCUGCAUCAACAUCCCCGCCUGUGCCUAACCUCGUACAUUACCAACAGUCCAGACGUCUGACUGCAGGCGGAGCUUGUGCUGCUGUUAUUAGAAUGUCGUAGAUUACAUUUGACCUGUGAAGUCAAAACUUCAGCGGCGUGUUUGUAAUGAUGAUAGUUAUUGUAAUGGUUUCCAGCCUGGGGCCCAGGUGGCUGAUGGGAGCAAAGACGCACACAUCCAGCCACACAAAUCUAACUUUUGUUGUGAAAUGUUGGCUCAUUCUACCUGUGCUGAAAGUUUUGGUUCAUUAAAUGAUUUCAAGUCUA
Messenger RNA from Maylandia zebra (zebra mbuna), 2078 nucleotides. Its product is annotated as properdin. NCBI's taxonomy places the organism in Eukaryota, Metazoa, Chordata, Actinopteri, Cichliformes, Cichlidae. The record is from RefSeq and is a predicted model, not a curated record.